AUGCAACUUUCCUACGAAGCGAAGAAGGCGACGAGACUCAACAACAUUGCAGCAGAGAAGGCACAUGCACAGCGAAGAGCAGAUGCGCGGCGAGUUCGUGACACUGACGGGCCACCCGCCGCUUGUCCAACAAAGAUUCGCAAGCUGCCCCCUUCUGAUUUUCGCUUAUUCUAUGAUCGAGGCGAUCUACCCAUUUCUGUUGAGCAUACGGCGUCUGGGAAUAAAAUAAUAUGGAAGGCAGAGAUAGAGCAGCUUGACUUCCACCACUACUUACCUAUAUUUUUUGAAGGCCUUCGUGAAAAGGACCACCCAUAUGCCUUUCUUGCACGCGAAGGUGUCACAAAUCUACUAGAGCACGGAGGCUCCAAGGUUCUUCCCGUCAUUCCGCAACUGAUUCUUCCAUUACACGCAGCCUUGGAGACUCGCGACCCCGAGGUCAUAUGUGUUGUUCUGAACGUCUUACAGCUACUAGUUAUGUGCAACGAAUAUGCAGGCCCAGCUCUGGUGCCUUAUUACCGCCAACUUUUACCAGUGAUAAACAUCUUCUUCAAUAAGAAUAUCAAUCUCGGAGACAAGAUCUAUUACGCGCAGCGCAAGCGCCAGAACUUGGGGGACCUAAUUCAGGAAACUCUUGAGCUUAUGGAGCGCAAGGGCGGCCCAGAUGCCUUUCUAAACAUAAAAUACAUGAUACCGUGUUAUCAAUCCAGCGCAUGA
This is a messenger RNA of Giardia duodenalis, 714 nucleotides long. RefSeq names its product Parkin co-regulated protein. Lineage: Eukaryota; Fornicata; Diplomonadida; Hexamitidae. The transcript has a single exon. The record is from RefSeq and is a predicted model, not a curated record. Bases 1 to 714 code for a protein of 237 amino acids. Gene Ontology annotation, molecular function: Hsp90 protein binding; Hsp70 protein binding.